Eucalyptus grandis is the source of this 4262-nucleotide messenger RNA. RefSeq names its product putative pentatricopeptide repeat-containing protein At5g59900. Lineage: Eukaryota; Viridiplantae; Streptophyta; Magnoliopsida; Myrtales; Myrtaceae. Bases 90 to 2810 code for a protein of 906 amino acids. The record is from RefSeq and is a predicted model, not a curated record. The transcript has 5 exons. Gene Ontology annotation, molecular function: protein binding.
ACGAGCGAAUCCUGAGAGCUCCGCCGUGCAGCUCCGUCGCCGCCGCCCCCCUUAAUGGCUCGCGCUCUUCGUUCCAUCGGCGCGCCGAGAUGAAGCUCCCUCGCCCGCAAAAACUCUUCUUCAUCGGCCGCCGCUUCCGGGCUCUGUCGCGGCCCUUCUGCGACGGAGCCUUCGCCGGCCCCGGCGGCGACGAGGAGGAGGACUCGCGGUUCGUGGCGGCCCUCUCGAGCAUCGUCCGGGGGAAGAAGAGCUGGAGGGAUGCGUUCGACAACCCGUUUAUAGCAAGCUCGCUGACGCCCCGUCGCGUCGAGAAGGUGCUGAUCGGGACCUUGGACGACUGCAGGUUAGCCCUCCGGUUCUUCAAUUUCCUGGGCCUCCACCGGGGCUUCGUCCAUUCCACCGCGUCGUUCUGCAUCUUGGUCCACGCCCUCGCCCAGGGCGGUCUCUUCUGGCCCGCGUCGUCGCUGCUGCAGACGCUGCUGCUCCGCGAGCUGAGCCCGAGGGACGUCUUCGGGGAGCUCUUGAGGUGCUACGAGGAAUGCGGGUUCGCGUCGAGCCUGGGUUUUGAUCUGUUGAUUCAGGGCUAUGUGCAGAAAGGAAGGGUCUUUGAUGCCUGUGCGGUUUUCGAGCUCGCGGCGGAGCACAAGUUGCUGCCGGAGACGAGGACUUUGAGCGCCCUUUUGAGCGGGCUUGUGAAAGUUAGGCAGUUUCCGUUGGUCGUGGAAUUGUUCGAUUUUAUUCUGAGCUUAGGGAUCUCGCCGGAUGUUUACAUGUAUACGAUGAUAAUCAGGAGCCUGUGCGAGACAAAGGAUUUUGUGAGAGCCAGAGAAGUAAUCAGUUUGAUGGAGCACUCCGGGUGUCAGUUGAAUGUAGUACCUUACAAUGUGUUGAUUAAUGGGCUUUGCAAGAAUCAGAGGAUUGGGGAUGCAGUCGCGAUCAAGAAUUCUCUUGGAAGAGGUGGACUGCAAGUGGACAUUGGGACAUACUGUACAUUAGUGCUCGGGCUUUGCAAAGCACAAGAGUAUGAGGUUGCAUUGGAGUAUAUGAAUGAAAUGCUUGAGUCAGGACUUUGUCCGACUGAAGCGGCUCUUUCUGGCCUUAUCGAGGGGCUGAGGAGGAAGGAUAAGAUCAUGGAUGCUUAUUAUUGGGUUGAUAGAGUGGGGAAGCUUGGAGUGUUGCCUAACUUGUUUGUUUGUAAUGGUUUAAUAAGUUCUCUGUGCAAAAUUGGCAAGUUGGAUCAAGCUAAGUCGCUUCUUGAUAAGAUGAGGAAGGACAGUCCAUCUCCGAAUGAUGUUACAUACACCAUUUUUAUCGAUUUCUUCUGCAAGAAAGGAGAGUUGGAAAGUGCUCUCCAUUUUCUUGAUGAUAUGGGCAAGGCAGGAAUAAGAGCUACUGUUUAUACCUACAAUUCUUUAAUAGGUGGACACUGCAGGCUAGGAAAUUUGUCCACUGCCAAGUCUAUCUUUCGCGAGAUGACUGAGAAUAGAUUAACACCAACUGUAAUAACUUACUCGUUAUUAGUUGAUGGUUACUGCAAAGAAGGAGAAAUGCACGAGGCAUUCAGGCUCUACCAUGAAAUGACCGGGAAGGGUAUAGCACCUAAUAUAUACACCUUUACUGCGCUCAUUUCUGGUCUCUGUCGUGUAAAUAUGGUUGAUGAAGCCUGUAAAUUAUUUGAUGAAAUGGUGGAAAAGAAUGUUAUCCCAAAUGAGGUAACAUACAAUGUUAUGAUUGAUGGGUAUUGCAAGGUAGGCAACGUAGUUAGAGCCUUUGAAUUGUUUAAUGAAAUGCAAAGGAGGGGCCUUGUGCCUGACACAUACACAUAUAGGUCCUUAAUCGGUGGCCUUUGUUUAAUUGGUAAAGUAACUGAGGCCAAAGAUUUUUUGGAUAGCCUAUGCCAGCAGCAUAUUAAGUUAAAUGAGAUGUGCUAUGGUACACUUUUACAUGGAUUUUGCAAAGAAGGAAGAUUAGAGGAGGCAAUGACAACUGUUUCUGAGAUGGUUGAAAGAGGUAUAAAUGUGGAUCUUCUGUGUUAUGCUGUACUUAUAUAUGGAAUUCUCAAAAAGCAUGACAUAAAAAGGUUACUUUGUGUCCUAAAAGAGAUGCAGGAUCUUGGUUUAAGGCCUGAUAGCGUAAUAUAUACCAACAUGAUUGAUGCUUAUGGCAAAGCAGGGAAGUUGAAAGAGGCAUUCGGUUUUUGGGAUGUGAUGAUUACUGAAGGCUGUAGCCUGAAUGUGGUGACAUACACUGUCCUAAUAGAUUGCUUAUGUAAGGCGGGAUUCAUGGAUAAAGCUGAGCUUCUUCUAAAGGAAAUGCUAGUUACCAAUUGCCUCCCAAACCAUGUAACAUAUGGUUGCUUUCUUGACCACUUGACCUUAACAGGUGAUAUGGAAAAUGCUGUCAAGCUGCAUAAGGCAAUGCUUAAAGGGUUUUUGGCGAACUCCACCACUUACAAUAUGUUGAUCCGUGGUUUCUGCAGAUUGGCUAAAAUUCAAGAGGCUUCUGAACUUCUAGUUGAGAUGACUGCAAAUGGCAUCUUUCCAGAUUGCAUAUCUUAUUCAACCUUGAUUUACAACUAUUGUAGAAUGGGUCAUCUACAGGAAGCAAUCAAAUUAUGGGAAAAUAUGCUCAAUAUGGGUCUGAAGCCAGAUACAAUAGCAUAUAAUUUCUUAAUUUACGGUUGUUGUGUGACUGGAAACCUUAAGAAAGCUUUUGAAUUGCGGGAUGAUAUGAUAAGGAGGGGUGUGACACCAAAUCAGGUUACAUAUAGUAAUCUCAGCCAUGGAGCUUCUUUUAACAUUUUACCAUAAGAUGAAGUAGAUCAAACUAUUCAAUGUGGAAUGAACCCAAGAUGGAAUACUUUGUGAGCUUUGGCUGUGGAGUUAUCAUGUGCGGCACUCUACUGUACUUGGAUCAGAAUCAUAGGGGUCCAGGACUGAGCAAACAGCACAACACAAUGACGUUAACUGCUAUGGCGAAAUCUUUACGUCUUUCUGUCCAAAUGUGCAGACAAAUGCGGCUAAGCACAGAAAAGGAGUUGGCAUAAUACAGCUAUAAAACUGAGGGAUUGAGGCAUAAAGAAAAGCAAGCUUUUCCAAUUUCGAAUUCAUUUUAUCGUAAUGAUGUGAGAUUGGUUGAAAUGUCAUUUGCCUUGAUCAUAGUGGAAUGAUAUGUGGAUUUCCAACCAUGGAACCAAGACAUGGGUCGGGAACUAAAGCCUCUUGUAAAUUUUGUCAAGACGGCUCCCUGCGCUGGUAAGUUUGGCAGAGUUGCAGAGGUGAUGGCCAUGGGAAUCUGCACUGCACAGAACGCUCCCUUGGGGCUGUACUGUCCCUCCUCUCUCUCCUUUGUUGCGGUCUCGCUCCCCAGUUCUUGCUCAGGGGUCGCUGGUACUCGUUUGCCUUGGGUCAGAGCCGAGACGGUUCCAAGGCUUAUGUGAUGCAAGACAAAGGAUUGAUCUCAAUGCUACUGUGAGAGAAGUUUACUACACAGCUCAACUACAAUUGCCAAACUCCAUACCAGUAUAUGAGAAGAGCGAAAUGGCAAAAAUGGCAAUAAGGGCAAUGUAUCUGGACUAAUACUUCUUCUGUGGAAUAGGUGCAUACAACAUAAUGUUUGCCAUACAAGAGGUGAUCUCAUCAUUAUAUCAGUGAUUGUUUCCUCAGGAAGCUGAAAUUGCUCUAUGAUUUAAUACAACCUACAAAGUUUAUCUCGGUUAUUCUAUGAAGAGGGUUCUAGCAAGAUUGUCAUGCAGCAUCUUUUACUUCAUGCUUAUCUGGGAGCAAUAGUGUCAAUACUCCAAGCAGAUUGUGGAGGGAAGCUGAUAUUGUUAUUGGAAUCUGCGAAAGUCGGAGGGCGUAAAACACCCACUGCACUUGAUGAUUGUUCUCUAGAAGGCAUGGCAUCAAAUUGGAGUGUGUAGGAAUCUGUUUCAUACAGAUUUAGAUUAGGAUGCGAUGACUGAAGUGACUAGUGAUUGUUAUAGUCGUGAUGAGGUGCAGCUGGCCUAUGAUGCCCCUAGAUUCCUUAAAAGUGAUUGUGAGAUGUUGCGGUCAUGAGGAUGCUAUCGUGAGGUUUUAGUGUUUGUCUGUGACCUUGUGGAAGUUAAAAAUACUGUAGUUGUUGUGAAGGAUUGGUGCAAACCACGUUCUUACUGUGGUUAUGUUCUCCAUGUUCACACAUUCAAUGACAGUCCAGGGAAAACCUGGUGUAAGAAUGAUUUAAAGUGAAGAGUUGCCAAUGUAAAGCUCUUAUUUAGUAUA